GCCCCGCUCCGCCCCGCUCCACGGUGGGCACGGCCGGGCGCCGCUCCUGCGUACGGGCAGCCCCAGAGCCGGCCCUACGGCCGCUUUCCCAGCGGAUCCUGAGGUGCACUCCUUGGCGUGGGGUUCGGGCAGGCCUUCCUCGAGGAAACCCCUCCCGCGGCAAAAAAAUAUCCUUGUUAUUAUUUCCUCCCCCGCACCGCGUUUAGAACGGACUCCCCUUCCCCCCAGUUUAUUUUCCACUUUUCAGCAUGGCCGUGGACUGGAUCGGGUUCGGCUACGCCGCUCUGGUGACAUCGGGAGGGUUCAUUGGCUACGCCAAAGCAGGCAGCGUCCCAUCGCUGGUUGCUGGGCUGCUCUUUGGAAGUCUAGCUGGACUGGGCGCCUAUCAGCUCUCCCAGAAUCCAAGCAAUGUUUGGAUUUCUCUGAUUACAUCUGGAACACUGACUGCCGUAAUGGGAACAAGAUUUUACAACUCUGGGAAGUUCAUGCCUGCAGGGCUGAUUGCUGGUGUCAGUUUGCUAAUGGUUGGAAGAUUAGCGCUGAAGAUGUUGGAGAAGCCCCAUGAGAAGUAACUGCUCGUUUUACAGCUUAUCACCCGGAUGAGGAAACCUGAUAAUGACACUGUGUGAACGCAGAAGCAAGCAGGUUGGGGUGGAUAGUUUACUUACAAGGUGAAAUGAAAUACAUUUAUUUCAAGGAUCUGGUAGGGCUCUUACUGUGUAGUGAGAAUUUGGUCCUGGUUGCUUUUUUGAAACACAUUUCAAUGUAUUUUGACACUUUGGAUUUUUAUAUUCCAGAAUAUACUGAUGUCAUAUAUGAAGUAAAGUGGAUUUGUAAUUAAGCAAGCGACCGUGAGGUGUCACCAGAAAUAGCUAGCUGAACACAGCACUGAAUCUCAUGACUUUUAUACUGAGUACUACAGUAUGCUUUACCUGCUGUAUUCUGAGUUGAUACAUCACGUCUGUAUAACGCCAAACAAAUCUCAUCUUUUUAUUGUGAAAUGAUGCUGAAAUGUUGCUUUUCUACAAGUAAAACCUGUUGCAAACCUUUA
Gallus gallus (chicken) is the source of this 1051-nucleotide messenger RNA. RefSeq names its product transmembrane protein 14C (gene TMEM14C). Gene Ontology annotation, cellular component: mitochondrial membrane. Bases 249 to 572 code for a protein of 107 amino acids. The transcript has 4 exons. Gene Ontology annotation, biological process: regulation of heme biosynthetic process. The record is from RefSeq and is a predicted model, not a curated record. NCBI's taxonomy places the organism in Eukaryota, Metazoa, Chordata, Aves, Galliformes, Phasianidae.